This is a messenger RNA of Betta splendens (Siamese fighting fish), 1583 nucleotides long. RefSeq lists its product as uncharacterized. The transcript has 7 exons. Lineage: Eukaryota; Metazoa; Chordata; Actinopteri; Anabantiformes; Osphronemidae. The record is from RefSeq and is a predicted model, not a curated record. Gene Ontology annotation, molecular function: hydrolase activity, hydrolyzing N-glycosyl compounds. The coding region runs from base 229 to 1188 and encodes 319 amino acids.
UCUUCCCCAUCGUCUAUGCGGGUUUGUCGUGGUGGUCACGGGAGCGUGGCGGGUUUUCAGCGGCACAGGCAGAACGAGCUGUGGCACGUUGACGUUCACUCAGACAGCGAAGCUUCAGACAACGGUGUUAGUGGCUCGUUAAUCUGAUCCGAGGUUUAUUGGAGCGGAUCAGAGCGGAUCAAAUCAGCGGCGGACAGACACUAGUUUAUAUUUUCACUCUGCGGAUCCAUGAUGAGUAAAAAGCUGCUGGUGGACGUAGACUGUGGGGUGGACGAUGCUCAGGCCAUCAUGUUGGCCCUGGCUGCCCCUAACGUGGAGCUCCUGGGCAUCACCUGUGUGCACGGAAACACCAGGGUGGAGAACGUGUGUAAAAACACACUGCGUGUUCUGAAAACCUGCAAUAAACUAGAGAUUCCAGUUUUUAAAGGCGCCGAUAGGUCGAUUCUUGGGAACAUCCGUGAUGCAGGACUCUUCCACGGGGUGGACGGACUGGGAGAUGCUCCAGACCCCAGUGCUCCCAGUUUGGAUCUAUUGCAGAAGGAAGGCGCUGUGUCAGCCAUAAUCAGGAUUGUCAAUGAAAACCCAGGGGAGGUAUCCCUGGUGGCCACAGCUCCUCUUACCAACCUGGCUUUAGCUGUGAGGAUAGAUCCGACUCUACCCAGCAAACUUCGAGGGCUCUACAUAAUGGGAGGCAACACUGAAUCCCGCGGGAACACUACUGUGUGUGGCGAGUUCAACUUUGUGGCUGAUCCAGAAGCUGCGUACAUUGUACUGAAUGACUACCAGUGUCCCACAUACCUGGCCUGCUGGGAGUUCACAUGUCACCACAAGCUCCCCUGGGAGUUCUGCGACGCCUGGUUGGGGCAGGACACAGACAAAGCUCGCUUCAUGGCGAAGAUCUUCCACUACAGCAUGGAGGCAUCCAAGACGGAGCGCCUCCAGAAGGAGUUGGUCGCUGGCGAAGGCUUCGUUUCCUGCGACUCGUACGCCAUGGCGGCGGCCAUCGACGACUCGUUCAUCAUCGAAAGCGAGCAGCAGCCGGUGAGCGUGGAGCUGGCCGGCACGCACACCAGAGGCAUGAUGGUGGUGGACACCGUGGGUCUUCUGAACAAGGCUCACAAGGCGUUCAUCAUCCGGAACGUGGAUAUGGAGAAGUUUAAGGAGAUGAUGAUGGCUGCUUUGAGAUAAUGAUCACUCAUUCAAUUCACUUUUGAUUAUAAAGGACUUUUUUUGAGAACUGCUUGUAGAACAUUUUAGUGUAACUAUUAGUAAACAGCUUAAUGAAAAAAAUGUACUUGAUUAAAAGUACAUUUGCUUAGUAAAAUUAUCUUUAAUGCAAAACACACUGAAAUUUACAGAUGCUUGGUUGUCUGUUCUUCAGAUGGAGCAGCUUGCAGCAUUAUUAAAUGUAAUACAAUGAAGAAUGUAUUGAGGUCAUCAGUUAGUUUACUAAUCUCCUUUCCUUCCUCUGAAUCUUGACCUUGUGUCCAUCUGUAAAGAGAAAAAGAACAAUGGUUUAUUUCAGCACAAAUGAAAUUGUAAAUUCCAUCUUAUAUUUGUACACAAUAAAACAAUUUCAGUAA